This is a messenger RNA of Diospyros lotus (date-plum), 678 nucleotides long. Its product is annotated as miraculin-like. The record is from RefSeq and is a predicted model, not a curated record. The transcript is spliced from 2 exons. Gene Ontology annotation, molecular function: endopeptidase inhibitor activity. Lineage: Eukaryota; Viridiplantae; Streptophyta; Magnoliopsida; Ericales; Ebenaceae. The coding region runs from base 96 to 548 and encodes 150 amino acids.
ACUUUUUCUCGUCUUCCCUCUCUAUAAAUUCAAGCUACCGAGCUUUGCUUUACUGCCCACAAAAAACAAAGAAAGUCUUGAAAAACAUCAACAAAAUGAAGAGCUCACUGCUGCUGCUGCUACUCUCCUUCCUUCUCCUUUCCUCGCUCCCAAGCCUUCUUAUGGCUGAUAAUCCUGAGCCCUUAUACGACUCCUCCGGCGAUAAGGUUCUACCGGAAUUCAUACUCUGUACUGCACCAAGAGUGUGGAAGGUUGAUGAUUUCGAUCCAUCAACAGAACAGUGGUUCAUAACAACUACCGGCGACAUACGAAAGCCUGGACCUCUAACAUCGCUCAACUGGUUCAAGGUUGAGAAAUUUUCAGCCCUAGACGGUGUAUACAAGAUCAACCACUGUCCUGGUACAAAAUCCGUGGGAUUGUGCAAGGAUGUUGGGAUUUAUUACACAGAAGAGAACCGCCGUCUUGCUCUGAGUGAGACUCCAUUCGGCUUUUUUAUUAUUAAGGCUGAAAGUGUACUCAACAAGGCAAAGAUUGCCAGUGUGAUUUAAUGCCCAUAGUUAAUCUUAAAAUGUUUAUCCGAGUCCUUCUUGUAAAUUAUAAGGAUACUAGUUUGAGACCCUUGUUCUGUAUAAAUUUAAUAUCGUGGUCAAUAAAUGGACUUGGUACGUUUGCUUCCAA